Guillardia theta CCMP2712 is the source of this 524-nucleotide messenger RNA. RefSeq names its product small subunit ribosomal protein S18e_1, cytoplasmic. Bases 9 to 476 code for a protein of 155 amino acids. Gene Ontology annotation, biological process: translation. NCBI's taxonomy places the organism in Eukaryota, Cryptophyceae, Pyrenomonadales, Geminigeraceae. Gene Ontology annotation, cellular component: ribosome; small ribosomal subunit; cytosol. The record is from RefSeq and is a predicted model, not a curated record. The transcript is spliced from 2 exons. Gene Ontology annotation, molecular function: RNA binding; structural constituent of ribosome.
GCGAAAGCAUGUCUCUUACCAUCAAGGACGGUGGAGACUUCCAGCACAUCUUGCGUAUCUUGGGUACGAACAUCGAUGGGAAGCAGAAGGUCAUGUACGCCAUGACCUCUGUCAAGGGUAUCGGUCGCCGUUUCUCCAACAUCGUCUGCAAGAAGGCUGACGUCGACAUGGACAAGCGUGCCGGCGAGCUCACGCAGAAGGAGAUGGACGACCUGGUGACUGUGAUCCAAGUCCCCCACGAGUUCAAGAUCCCCGCCUGGAUGCUCAACAGGAGAAAGGACUUCAAGGACGGCAAGACCUCCCAGCUCUCCUCCAACCAGAUCGACCAGAAGAUGCGUGACGACCUUGAGCGCCUCAAGAAGAUCAAGAACCACAGGGGACUCAGGCACUACUGGGGCCUCCGCGUUCGCGGUCAGCACACCAAGACCACUGGCCGCCGCGGCAAGACCGUCGGUGUGUCGAAGAAGAAGGGAUAAACUUAACGCUCCAUGUACGAACCUUGAUGAAAUCUAUGAUCGCAUCCG